AUGAAGACUAUCGGUGUUGUUGGAGGCAUUGCCUGGCCAAGCUCUUUGGUUUAUUAUAAAGCGAUCAAUGAAUAUUUCAGGGAGCGAACCGGCAGCAACGGGCUGCACACACCAAACCUGAUCAUCACACAAACCGACUUUGCCCUGAUCGAGCAGGCCCAGACGGACGGCAACUGGGAUGAAGUGGGCAGGAUUCUUGCGGCCGAAGCACAUAAGCUGAAAGCAGCCGGUGCCGACUUUUUUCUCCUCGCCUGCAACACAGUUCACACCGCCGAUGCAUACAUCAUGAAGAACGUCGACCUCCCGAUGCUGCACAUUGUCGAUGCUGCGGCUAAAAAGGCCGAGCAACGUGGUUGUAAGACUGUUGGUCUUCUUGGAAGCCGCUACACAAUGACUGGGACAUACUUUGUUGGACGGCUUCAGGAUAAAUACGGCCUCAAUGUACUAGUGGCGGAAGGUGAGCAUGAAAACAAUGUACACAAUGCACUGUAUCAGGAGCUGGCGAAAAAUGUUUUUCUUCCAGAAACAAGGGCCAAAUUCAAGGCAGCCAUUGCGGACUUGGUUUCGAGAGGUGCCGAGGCUGUGAUUCUGGGUUGCACAGAGUUUGGAAUGUUGGUCAAGGAGGAGGACAGUUUGGUUCCAAUUAUUGAUACCAGCUAUGCGCAUGCAGAGGGCGCUGUCGACUUGGCCUUGAGUGCAGAAUAA
Penicillium olsonii is the source of this 705-nucleotide messenger RNA. NCBI's taxonomy places the organism in Eukaryota, Fungi, Ascomycota, Eurotiomycetes, Eurotiales, Aspergillaceae. The record is from the annotation of a GenBank genome assembly.